GAAAUAUUCUAAGUUACGUCUCGUCUACCGACACCGGAUUUCAACGACACCCUACGCGACAUUUUUUCAUUUUUAUUUCACUUGCAAGCAAGACUACAUAUGUACCCCCAAUUCAAUUUUUUUUCACAUAUGGGUAAAUAAAUAAAUGUUUAUUCGGUAUAUACAUACAUACAAGCAUACAUACAUAAAUACCAAGGAUAACCCAUGAAAGCUCGAAAGCUUAUUUCCAAUGGGGUCCUUUGAUGCACGGAUGUUUGCGCUAGGGCGUCAUUUAUGUGGGAGGAAACCAGAGAACCAAGAGGAAACUAACGUGUCCGAGCGGACGGCCGGCAUACCAUCUCACAUACAACCACUGCCGAUCACGGUAAUCAAACUCGGGUAGGGGCGAUGAGAAGUCAAAGCGCUACAUGUACCUAUGCGCUACCCGAACGUCCACCCCAUUGCACCUCAGGAAGUAGUACCGGUAUCAGAGAGUUCCUUAGAAAACAAUGAAUUAUUUCAAUAAAUUUCCUAAUCAGAGGUAAAAAGAUCAACAGAAAGGGAUGUGGGGAAUUGAAAACCGCGUUUGGAAAAACAUUCUACCAUAAAAUCAUUUUGAUUGAUGGUAUACCGGUGUAGCGGUGAUCGCCAAUCUGACUAAAGUACAGACCUAUAUUAUUAUAUAUAUAGGAUCUGAUAACUCCCCAUAAGAGGUCAUGUUCUGGUGAACUUUGUAUUUGCAUAUUGCAUCAUAAUUUGAUCCAAUCAGAUAACGCGUUUCAAAUGAAGCGCGGCGUAUAAACAAAAAUGGCGGAUAUUGAACGAGUAGUGGAAGAAGUUUUGAAAAAAUUUGGCGUUAAGUGUUUAAAGGAUGAACAGCGGAUGAUUUUGGACUGCGUGCUUGAUAAAAAAGACUGUGUCGCCGUGUUACCAACAGGUUUUGGAAAAUCGCUCCCAUUUCAAGCGUAUUUGCCAGUGAAGAGAGCUUUACUCCGUGAUGAUAGCUUCGGGAAAGUAAUUGUUUGCUGUCCUCUGGUGUCUCUUAUGCAAGACCAAGUCAGAAAAUUAACUUCCUUAGGAUUAGUAACUGCUGCUUUUAAAGGCACAGACAAGGAGACCGAUGAAUUGAUACAGGCAGGAAAAGUAGACAUCAUCUAUGCAUCCCCCGAGUCAUUAGUUGGAGACAGCCAAUGGAGAUCAACAAUACAAAGACUUAAUGUAACUGUCAUCGUAGUUGAUGAAUUCCACACAGUUGUCACAUGGGGUGGUCUAGAAGCAGAUAAGGAGGAUAAAGUGUUCCGAAAGUGGUUUCGGCGUGUUGGAGAGAUCCGAUCGUACUUUCCUGAGGCAUCAUUAUUAGCACUAAGCGCGACUUGCACAAAGACAAUUAAAAAGAGGGUGAUAGAAGUUUUGGGACUGAAGGACUACACGAACAUUACAGUUUCCCCAAAUAAAGAAAACAUCAAGUACACUGUGAAGAAAGUAUACCCUAACAUUGAAAGUUCUUUGUUGUGGAUUUUGGACUCAUUUCGAGAUUUAAAAAAGGAGUUCCCACGGACAAUAUUUUAUUGCAACUCAAUAAGAGAUGUUGGGCGUGUGUACAACUUCAUAGUGUCUGAACUAUCAGAUGUUACUAACAUUGAAAACAUGGUUGAAAUGUUUCAUUCUGAAACAACAGAAGAUAAAAAAAAAAAAAAAAAAAAAAAACCCCUUGAAAAAUUGACUGAGGACAGUGUUUUGCGCAUUAUUGUUGCUACUAGUGCACUGGGAAUGGGUGUAAAUGUUUAUGCAUGUCACAAUGUUAUAAUUUAUGGACCUCCUAGGUGUUUGAUAGACUUUGUCCAGGAAACAGGGCGAGUGGGAAGGGAUGGGGAACAAUCAUGUGCCUUUUUGAUGUAUUAUGGUCAACAACUACGGAAUGUUGACCAGGACGUCAAAGACUUCCUCACUUCAACUGAUUGCCGAAGAUUGCAACUGCUUAAGACAUUUCUUUCGGAGAGCGAGUUAAAGCUGGUACAAGGUACCAGAAUACAUACUUGUUGUGACAUUUGUGAUACAGGAUGUUCCUGUAAUUCAUGUUCUUCGACAAUUUUAGAAAAAUAUAUGACAAAUCUGUCUUUAGAUGAUGUACAUGUAAUGGAAACCUCAAGCAGUGACAGUGAUGCUGUAUCAUAUGAGUAUGAAUCUGAUGAGGAUCUUGAUGAGAUUAAAUCAACUUAAGGUUCAAAUUUACACAAAACUUGUUAGUGUUUAUUUUUUAGGUAAAAAUUGUAUUGUUUACAGUUUCAUAACAAUGCAACAGUUAUCUAAUGAUCAGAUACAAAACUGUUUUAUCAGUCUCUAAAAGACAAUGUCCUGUUUUCUUCUGCAUGAUACUAAUUAUAAUUAUGUGUACCAGAAUGAAUUGAAGCAUAUAUAAAUUACAGAGUAAUGUUGGGAUUUGUGAAGAAACAGUAAACAACACAUUUUUUCUGGGACCCGUUUUCUUUGGGUUGAUCAAGUCUGGGGCAAAAAUGGUAACAAUUGGCAUUGUAGUUUUUAAGAAGUAGUUACAAAUGUAAAAUUGUUAAUGGAUGACGCACGACGACAAACAAAGACCAACAGCAAUGAGUAAUCAAAAUUUGAUUUUUUUUUUUUUUUUAAAAUAUGGCCAACAUCAAGUUGGAUCUUCAAAUAUUGUAAGUUAUCAAAGAUGUUAUUGAUUAAAUCCAUGUUUAUUCCAUUUGAAAAUUUAAUUACUGUACAUUGUAUAUGUGUGCAUGUAAAUAGGACAAGUCUUGGCGAUAAUCCUCCAUAAUAUUUAAUUUGAUUUUAUGUCUCAUGUACCAGGUAGAUAAACAAUCACAUCAUUAUAGUUGUUUAUUCCUUAAUCGACGGAAUGGAAGUAAAGGUUUAUGUCUGUAUAUCAUGUUCACCAACUGUUUAUAACUGUCUGCAAAUGGAUUGCUUUUCUGGACUAGUUCUCUGCACUUGAGCUUGCGUCCUUUAUGUUGGGGAAAACCAUCGAUGUCAAAAAGGUCUUGUACAAUCUUCCGAACAUCAGAUUUAUAUGAAGGUAUGUUGUGGAAUCCUUUUCUUCUAUGUACAUCAUUAAUCAUGUCCAAAUUUUUCACAGCUUUGAUUAAAAGAGGAAAUUGUUUCGAGUGCGCAAUUAUACUCUCCUUUGUUUGGAAUCCAGAACAAGUGUUUUUUGUAUCUCUGUUGACUAGUUCUACAUACUCAUCUAGUGCCAUGUUCGAGUUCUUCCCACCUGACAAAUUUAUACAGCGAUUUGCAAUAAGUCUCUCUGUUUGAGGAGGCGGCAAGGUUCCUGAUAUGAGGCCUGUUAAAUGGAUGCUGCCGAUAAGAUAUUUUGUUUUGUGGGUCUUGUUGUACAGCGGGGUCUCGUACUUAGCUGAGCGAAUAGAUCUAUAGCCAUCAGCCAUAUCCACUGCCGUAUCAAGAUUUCGAUGUAAUGCUGACAGACGGAAAAGGGCUAUCAAAUAAUCAAAAAGUUCAUCUUGCAAUAGGUUUGCUUGUUUACUUUUUCGUAAUGCUGGUUUGGAAUGGCCAUGGACUUCUUUUUCAUGAAAUUCUGCACUUUUGAUAUGACAGUAAGUUUUUUCACAGUAGUGGCAGGAAAAGCGACCAUCUUUAAAGUUCCCGAACCAAUAAUUUUCUUCAUGAUCUGGAUCAGACAAUACUUGUCGCAACUCUUCAAACAAGUCACUGUCUCCAAAAAACCACUUGUUCACAAUUCGUUCACAUAUGUUAUUCAUCCACUGUAUUUUUUCCUCUCCUGUCCAUUUGGAGAAUUCAUCAGGCAGUGGUAUGCUCUCUGUUAAGUUCAGAAGUCCAAACUCUUUCAAGAAAAAUGCACAACACAUAGCAUCAAAUAUAGUACGGUAUAGCAUUUUAUAUCCUCUGUAAGAGUUCUUUACUUUCCCCUUCACAUUGCGUGCAUUUAAUAUGUUCUUAUAAUAAUACACUGUUCCUCUGUCAUUUGCUGACUGGGUGCUGUAUGUUUGCAACACAAUUGCCUAAAAAAAAAAAAAUAAUUGGUAUAUUUUUACCUAUAUUCAUAUCAAGUUCAACAUUAUUAACAAGAUCAUACCACAUCGCUCACCUGAUAUCAUGUGAACAAAGGAGGCCCAUGGAUCAUAUCGCUCACUUUAGUAACCUUGCAUAUUCGCAUGUAAAAUUGUGAUCCCUAUUGUGGUCCCAUCUUACCCCUGGGGAUUAUGAUGUUAAGAAACUCGAAUCUCCAUUAUGUCGGGAAGCUUACAUGUAAUGUUAACUUUUCUGGUCCAUUGGUUCUUGUGAAGAAUUUUGAAUGACCCCACCCUAUUUUUGUGAUUAUCUCCCCUUUGAAGGGGGCAUGACCCUUCAUUUGAAUGAACUUGAAUUCCCUUCACCCAAGGAUGUUUUGUGCCAAGUUUGGUUGAAAUUGGCUCAGUGGUUCUAGAGAAGAUUUUUAAAACUUGUUAAUGUAAUUUUGCUAUUAUCUCCCCUUGGACAAGGAUGUUGCAACUCAGUUGAAUAAAUUUGAUGCUUUAUGCCAAGUUUUAGUUGAAAUUGGCUCAGUGGUUCUGGAGAAGUCACAAAUGUGAAAGUUUACAGACAGACGAUGGACAGCAAGUGAGCUAAAAAGUGAACCUCACUUUAUGAAAAAGGAAAUCUUAGUUGAUAAAUAUCUGUUAUAUCUUUUAUUUUUAAGUGCACAUAAGAAACUGUUUGACUUAAUUUACCUCAAGGAAGUUCAUGAGCCGAUGAAAAUCUUCAAUUUUGGAAAUGAAUCCUUCAAACUUAUCCAAUGGAUUUUCAUUAUUGGUCAUAGCUUCUUGGGCACUCUGUAUUCUCUCAUCAGUCAAUCUGUCUCCUUUAAAGUGAAAAAAAAUUUACAUGAGUUACUCUUCACUAUCUUUUUCAAUAUUUCAUUUCAAAUAAAAAUCACAAUAAUUCUAACAAAUCUAUAUAACUGCAAUCAGGGCUUGAAACUAACUUUUCACAUCACCAGUUUAGCCAGACUGAUACGAUUUAUUUUAAACAAGUCUGCAGAAAUUUUUACCAGUCCACCAGGGUUUUCCAGAUAUAAUUAAAGAUAUUUCGUUAAUGUUAUUCAAAUAAAAUAAUGGGAUUUAACUCUGUGCCUUGGACAAUUUUGCAACACUAAUCAGGUUUGUCUGAUGUCUAUAGAGGAAUGCCAAAAGCAGAGUUUAAACAAGUUUUUCAAAAUGACGUUUUAGAAAAUUAACCAGUCCCAUCGGACUUACUAAAACAAAUGUCAAUCAGUCUGCCAGACUUUUAUCCAGUCAGUGAUAAGCAUAUGUUAAUUUUGAGCCCUGCUGUUGAUGUUCCUCUUGAAAUGUUCCCCUAUUAAUUUUUACUUGCCUCCAAAAACACUUCCUCAACUAUUUCCCCAGCA
Molecule: messenger RNA, 5383 nt
Organism: Ostrea edulis (European flat oyster)
Lineage: Eukaryota; Metazoa; Mollusca; Bivalvia; Ostreida; Ostreidae
Product: ATP-dependent DNA helicase RecQ-like
Exons: 3
Coding region: 787-2199 (470 amino acids)
Biological process (GO): telomere maintenance; double-strand break repair via homologous recombination
Cellular component (GO): cytoplasm; nucleus; nucleoplasm
Molecular function (GO): 3'-5' DNA helicase activity; four-way junction helicase activity; nucleic acid binding
Source: RefSeq, a predicted model, not a curated record